CAGCCAGCAAGCAACAACCUUACAUUGACAAUCAUAAGUCUAUUGGUAUUUUCACUCUUUCUGUAACUGAGCUAAUGGUCGUACCUUGCUGCAGGAGCCAGUGUGACGACAGGUCACACACCAUCACCAGAAAGUUGUCCUUUUCGUGGCCAAGAGGUUUUCGUCACCGGUGUUCCUGCUACUCGGGUAAGUUGGGCAAUUUUGCGAGGUUUUCGAGGUCUUUGUGAAAUUGUUCGAAGGAACCGAGUAAGUUCCGACUGAUAAUAGGGCAGCAUGAACUCGCAUCCUGUACCGCCGUUUAUAUAUCCAGCAAACUUGAACCAGCUUGCACAAGCUUGUACCCGCAAUACGCCAUGGGCCUCCUGUACCUCGGAACACCCUUAACAUGGGAUGAAGCAAUGCAGUAUGCAGACCAUGUUCGAGAACAUGGUAUCACGCAGUUCCUCCAUACUUGGGAUCGAGUUAAGGACAGAUGGGGCGAUCAGUUACUGUGGGGAGACGAGGUGGAAUACAUGGUCGUUACCUUUGACGAUGAGGAGAAGAAUGCAAAACUUUCUCUCCGCCAGACCGAGAUCCUCGUAAAGCUUAAUCAAGUCGUAGGCGACCUCACCGACGACGAUACACCUGCGCACGUGACGGUUCCGGCUUUCCACCCAGAGUAUGGAAAAUACAUGCUGGAGUCGACUCCUGGCUCUCCAUACACGAGCUCUAUAUCGAGCUUGUUAUCCGUCGAGACAAAUAUGCAUUAUAGACGUACGCUCACAAGAAAGCACCUGAAGGCAAAUGAAAUCCCGUUUACCUUCACAUCUUUCCCUCGCCUUGGAACGCGCGGCGUCUUCACUGAACCUCAUCAUUCGUCAGAUGAUGCCAAGUCUAGUUACAGCCUCUUUUUAGCUGAGGAGAUUACGAGCCCUCACCCACGUUUUCCUAUCGUAGUAGCUAAUACCCGCAGUAGACGGGGCUCCAAGAUCGCAAUCAACCUUCCCAUAUUCAUUGACAAAAGAACACCUCGACCAUUUGUCGACCCCACUAUACCAUUGCAAUGUUACCCAGAAGAUCCAGAGGCGAAGAACGGUGUGGCAUUGAUCGAUCAUAUUUACAUGGACGCAUCGGGCUUCGGGUUUGGAUGUUGCUGUUUGCAGCUCACUUUCCAGAGUUGCAAUGUAGGUGAUGCAAGGCGCAUGUAUGACGCUCUUGUCCCCGUUGGGCCAAUUAUGCUUGCCUUGACAGCAGCUAGUCCUGCAUGGAGAGGUUACCUCGCUGAUGUAGAUUGCCGUUGGAAUGUCAUCGCCGGCAGCGCCGAUGAUCGCACACCAGAAGAACGCGGUUUGAAUCCCUCAAAAGACGACUACAUAAUUCCCAAGUCCCGCUAUGACAGCGUUGACCUCUAUAUCUCGAAUGAUUGGAUCAACAAACCCGAAUACAACGAUGUUCCUGCACCUUAUGAUAAAGGUAUCUUUCAACGUCUUUGCAAUCACGGCAUAGAUGAGAUGCUUGCCAAGCAUAUAGCACAUUUAUUCAUUCGAGAUCCUCUCGUUAUUUUAUCUGAAGCCAUUAAUCAAGAUGACACUACUAGCAAUCACCACUUCGAGAGUAUUCAAUCCACAAACUGGCAGACUGUUAGAUUCAAACCGCCCCCACCAAAUUCUCCCAUCGGCUGGCGUGUAGAGUUUCGUCCUAUGGAAGUGCAAAUGACCGACUUUGAGAACGCUGCAUUUGCUGUCUUCAUUGUCCUCCUUUCCCGCGCCAUCCUGGCAUUCAACCUUAAUUUCUAUAUUCCUAUUUCCAAGGUUGACCAGAACAUGGCCCGUGCGCAGAGGAGAGAUGCAGCUCGUUCCGUUCAUCUUCGUGCUGUGGAUCAUGUUCGCCUGCGAAAGUUGCUCCAGCGAAGGAGAAACUACUUCGCAAUUGUUUUUUCCACUGUUCCUCGACCGUUGUAUGUGAAAGAUGGACCGAUUGAAGAUGAGUAUGAGGAGAUGACUAUGGAAGAGAUUUUCGUUGGAAAGGGAUCCAAGUUCCCUGGUCUGCUUGGCGUUGUCAAGGCUUACCUCGACAUCUUAGACGUUGAUGAAGAAGACAGGCUGCAAAUAAGCAAAUACCUCGACCUUGUCCGCAGACGCGCAAUAGGCUCUUUACAGACACCCGCGACUUGGAUUCGUAAUUUCGUGCGCUCUCACCCAAGCUACAAUCACGACUCUGUUGUGAGCCAGGAAAUAAAUUACGACCUCAUGGUCGCUGUGGACGAGAUUGAACGUGGCGUGCGACGCGUCCCAGAGCUAUUACCAGAGGAUUACACGCCUACCAAGGGCUACCAUUCCAAGCCCAACGGUCCUUGACAUAUGGCGAUCUGCACUCUUUCUCUUGAUAUGUUGCUGAGAAUUGUAGAUCUAGAAAUCGUGACUUGUGCACAAAUCAUAUUACUGUCAUUCCUGUACCUUAGAAUGUUAGCUACUCUGUUACUACUCUUGCGCUAUCUGUUAUCUUGU
This is a messenger RNA of Suillus subalutaceus, 2486 nucleotides long. RefSeq names its product glutamate-cysteine ligase catalytic subunit. Gene Ontology annotation, biological process: glutathione biosynthetic process. The record is from RefSeq and is a predicted model, not a curated record. Gene Ontology annotation, molecular function: glutamate-cysteine ligase activity. Bases 354 to 2336 code for a protein of 660 amino acids. Lineage: Eukaryota; Fungi; Basidiomycota; Agaricomycetes; Boletales; Suillaceae. Gene Ontology annotation, cellular component: glutamate-cysteine ligase complex. The transcript is spliced from 16 exons.